Messenger RNA from Leishmania braziliensis MHOM/BR/75/M2904, 7914 nucleotides. RefSeq lists its product as hypothetical. The transcript has a single exon. The record is from RefSeq and is a predicted model, not a curated record. Bases 1 to 7914 code for a protein of 2637 amino acids. NCBI's taxonomy places the organism in Eukaryota, Euglenozoa, Kinetoplastea, Trypanosomatida, Trypanosomatidae.
AUGCACUCGCAUACGCCUAUCAGCACAGUUCAGCGUCAAAGGCCCGAACGUGCCAUGCCUUCCCCGUCGAUGCUUCGGUCUUCGUCAUCGAGUCAGUUGCGGUGGGUGUGGCGGUGCCAGACGCCGCCGCUAUCAUUGCGUGCCGGUUCUUGUCCGUACGGGACGACCUCCUUGAGCAGGUGCGCUGUCAUGGCCAUACCCACCGCCCCCGCUGGUGUAGCCGCUGCAUCCUCGAGACGCUCUGCCAGCGCGAGUGCAGCGCUGUCGCGAGCGCAUAUCCCGUCCUCCUCGCUGCUGGCAGCUCCUCUAUGCUCAAGCGUGACCCCGCUGUCGUGCGGCGGCUGUGGCGGCAGCGCUGUCCGCACGCCCAAGGCGUAUGCCGCGGCUACCACGAUGAGGAUGGCGGUUUUUCAGCCGGGUAGCACCCUGCUGAAGGGCGUGCUGAAGGGCGUACUGCUUCUCCGCGGUGACGGUGGGGACGGCGGCCGCCGACACAUGAGUGCUUCUAGACCCAUGACAGGGCUGCGAGCGAUCGCCUCGGCGUCGACGACACUUAUCCCGUUUGUUGGCCUUACUGCAGCGUCACCGCUCGCUCACGCCAUUCGAUGCGCGAGCAUGUACAGCGGACGUAGCGGCGUUAGCACAGUGGCGCCUUCUCACGAGACUUCAAUGCAGUCGUACACAACAACCGCUAAGCACAACAGUGGCCAUGACGCGACGGAAACUGACGACGGUGAGACCGUGCAGACCACCUUCGGAUUGGCGCAGCACCGCGGCCGCUCAGCAUCGUCUACCACCUCUUCUCGUCCUCCUUCCACAGCGUCGCGCAAUGCACCCGCUAAAGUCGCUGCCGCUCGUGGCGGGGGCGGUGAGAAGGUCUCUGGUGCAAUUCUCGCGGCUUCCAUCAUGCGACGUCACCGCCUUCACGCAUCCCUUCACUAUCUCUCGAUCUCUUCAGGGGUUGAGGUACCGGAGUGCGCUGGCGGCGCCUACCAUCUCCAAGAACGGCCACCGCUGCGUCACAGCACCGUUGCUGUCUCUGCUGCCGCUGGCCGAGGCGACCAUGGUAGCUAUCUUGGCCGCUCACGCACCUGUGCUAGCAAUGUGCGCGUCUCCGUCUUCCCCUCGGUGUUGUUGCGGCCUGCGUCCGGCACCGACAGCGUUUCUUCAUCAUGUGUUUCCUCGCCAGAUCGGCGGCCGUCAUCAUCGCCGUCGUCGGCCACCGCUACCCGUGCGUCACCAUCAGUGCUGCGUCAUGAUGCUGCGCACCUGCGCAUACAGCAGUACGAGCCCUUUAAUCGCCUCUUGCAUCGCUACAUCGAGCGUGGCCACGUGGCAUACGCCACGCAGCGACUCCUUCACCACCCCAAUGCCCCCGCGCCGGCCGUCCUCCUUGACAUGAUCCUGCGGCACCGGGUCCCCGCAGCGUCGUUUGUAUGUCAGGCGCUGCUUGCCACGAUGCACACGACCCGCCGAGACCGCAGCACGGCCGCCGCCGCGGGCUUCGCGCUGGACCGCGUUGCGGUGCGACUGCGCAACGACGAGAAGGCGCGCGUGCUCUACCAGACUCCCCAGGUGCGGGCGCUGCUACUGGAGGCGACACUGCAAGAGUCACUCUUCGACACCGCUGUCGAUGUUGUGACGGACAUGCCGGUCGAGUGGAUCACCCCACAUGCGUGGUCACAGCUGGUGGUGAUGGCAGGGCAGUCGAAGCUACCACACUCACACUUGCUGUGGAAGCUCUUGAGGCUGCGCGAAGGGUCUUUGUCGACUUUGCGGAGCUCGUCACGCGAAACGCGGGCUUCUGCGCAGCCGGUGCUGACGCGUGCCGGUGAAAGCGCGCUCCUCGGGGCACUGCGCCAGCGUCCACUGAGCACUGCCCCGAGUGCUGUACACCUUAGCCAUAUGGCUGCGACAGUGGACGCUUCGGCGCUGGAGGCGCCGGAACUGGAUGCCAUUGCUGUGCCAGAUGGGGUUCUCGACCCUCGUGCGUGUGCCACAGUGCUCGCACCUGCGAAGAGCGAGGUCGGAGGCGCCCUCUUGACCGACUCGACUGUCGCAGGCGAAGCACUGCCUAUCGACGAGGAGGGUGAGGAGAGUGCGCAGCUAGCGUCGGAAACCAACGAGGGUCAGUCGCCAGCAACACCGGUGAUGGCGUUGGUGCCUACAGGCACAGUCGCAGGUGGUGACAACGGGAUUCGGUGGUGCGCUCUGGGAGCAGUGGAGCUUGGCUACGCAGCGGAGCACUACAACGGUGAUGCAUCGCCAGCUGCAGGUGACUUCCGGGCCUCCGGUGCAGCCGGCACGCUCUACAGUCACUCAUCCUUCCAAGCGCUGCUGGCGGAUGUGGAACGGGAGGGAGUGCAGGCGGGCGGCUCUGCCGAAGCGUCACCGGCAGUUCGGGCUCGUGCGCUGUGGGAGACGACAGCGCUGCGCAUGAUCAACUCGCGCCAUGGCAUCGCCUACGGCCUCGACGCUACGAUGACGGCGCAAGUGCUGCUGCGCUGCGGUGUCUCCUUCGCGGCGCAGGCCUCGCCGCUGCUGGCGCUACAUGUGUUGCGUCGUUAUCUGCACAGUUGCCGUCUUCUGCGCGAUCAGGUGGUGGCGGCCCAACACCUGGUGGAGGCCCAACUCAGUGCUGUGGACGAGCGCUCUACGGGUAGAAUCCCAAGAGCCGCCACCACCCCCACCACGACUGCUAUCGAAAACCAAACACGAUCACGCCACCACAGCGAGAGGGCGAGCUCUGACUUGUACCCGCGCCUCUCCCGCACCGUCAUGCCGCACCCCGCGCCUUUCUUGGUCUUCUUCAAGGUGAUGCGUGAGGCACGCGACGUGCUAUUGCACGCCGUCUACGGCAGCGACGAAGAGGGCGAGGAGGUGGCUACGCUGUCUGCGACUCAGCGGUACCGAGGCACGGCCGCCGCUGCCGCUGGCCGAGCGCAUGCGUCUCUGCCCAUGGUGCAUUGGGAGCUCGUCUGGCACGUGUUCCAGCAGCUGAAUCGCGAGAAUCCGCUCUGGUACACCCAGCUGGGGCCGCAGGAGGCGGGUGACCUCUGCAUCGACGCGAUGGAGGUUCUCUGCCACGGCGCGGACCCAUGGCUGACGCUGAACGUUGCCCGUCGCGUGUCGGCGCGGCACAUCAUCGAUGGCGUGGAUAUGUCGCUAUGGUUGCUGAAUCGACUGGACCCGUCACACCACACCGACGAGGCCCGCGAAGUUGCACGCAAGCUGUUCCGCUGGCUGCUCGUUGACGUUGGCGUGCAUGUUCAGCCGCCGCUGCAUCGCCACCUCGUCCCCGCCGCGCGAACGCUGAUCCGGCUCGGACUGCAAGAGGAGCUGAGCACCCUGUACAACGCCGUGAUCGAUAACGUCGUUCUGUUCACUCCAGAGCACCGUGACGCUUUCCUCCACGUGCUGCGCGAUCUGAUUUGUCCCGCUUGUGCCAGCGUGCUGCCGGAGGGCGACGUGUACGUUGACCGUGUGUGCCCGAACUGUAUGGAGGUGGUGCCGGCGAAGGACACCGACACCAUCCCGAGUUUCCGGCUCUCGGCAGAACAUGUGGAGCGGCAGCGCGCACAGCGCAAGCAGCGGCGACAGCGGACUCGUCAGCGGCUCUCGGCCAGCGUGCGUCGGCUGCAGCAGGACGGCGCGAGGGGGUCGGGCAGCAGCGUUUCACUGUUCCACCCACCACGUGACGCGGCUGAUAUUCUUCGGUGGCACCUUCAGAAGCGCGACAGCACCGAGCAAGGCGGAGAGGACGGUGCACUGGAUAUAUCACCAUCGUCAUCGCUGCUACUGGCCGCCAGUGCCGCCGCAGGGGCGCCGUUAGUCCCCGGUGUCUCCGUGUCGAACGAGUUGGCGCUGUUCCCUGUUGCAGGCGAGGCGGCAAGCGGUGCGCAGGUGCUGGAUGUUCGGGCAGCCAUGGAGGAGUCUUCGCGCCGGCUUGAGCUGCAGCGCGCCGCACGGCGGUACGUGCUGGCGCAGCGUGGAGUGUGCGACGACGCAGACGGCGGAGAUGGCGGGUACGCCGGGUCCUCUGGAGGAGUCCCCAGCGCCACAUUGCGCGUUACGUAUGGGACACUGCCGACAACGUUGCCUGUCUCUGCACAGGCGCUUGAUGCGUCGACGCUCAAGUACCUUUCCACUGCGGCGAAGGCGACGCCGGGGUCUGAGCAGGCCGUUGACGGCGCGUGGGUAUGUGUAUGGUGCCAGGAGAAUAAUACAGAGUGGUGCAGUCGAGUGCAGUGCAGCGCGUGCAGGGCUGAAACGGGGCCGGGAGCGCCGUGGAGGCGCUUUGCUUACACGGAGGCGAGUGGUGAUAUCAUGCUAGAGCUGCGCGGGCGUAUAUCGAACUGUGAGGAGCGGCCAGUCGACGCGAUUGUCGCCGGCUACCUGCUGAUGGUGUACCGACGUAUCUUUCAGCUGCGCGCGACACCGGCAGAUCAGGACCGGCUGCUACGGCUGGUGGAGGUACUCUGUCAGCUGCAGGAACGCGUGCUGGCCGCCUACGUGUACACGCGACUCAUUCCCAUUUCUCAGCGGCGCCUCGGCAUGCCGCUGUCCUCACUGGCGCAGAUCUUCGGCCAGGAGAUGUCGCCCACCUACCAGGCGCUGAGGCAGGAAGACCUGACACGGCCAGGAGCGGAUGGCAUGUUCUUUGAGGCCAUCUUCGGAGCGCAGACGUGCCGAAUCUGCUUUGGUCAGCACGACUGGCACCUCUGCCCUAUUGUCACUCGCAACUUCGCUGCAUCCGAGUCGGCGACUGGGGAAGACCGCGUGCGCACCGCCAUCAGCCUAAGCCCGGAGGAGAAGCAGCGCGCUGUGCUGGAGCGUCUGUCGCAGCGCAUUCGACAUGCAGCCACGUCACUGUCGCCGUCCGACGAGGAGCUGGAGUCCGCGACGUCCUCGUCACCUUCAUCUCCGUCAGUGCUGCUUCCACCAGGAAAGCCGUGCGUGCGGCUUGUCGUGGACGCAUACACGGCCUUCGUGUCCUCGCCCUUCCGCGAGAUCUUCGCUGAGCUACAUUCAUCUGACGCAAAUUGCCUGUCAUUGCUGCUGAGCCGUGUGCAGCAGUACCGCCGCGCCGCGUUCGUCCUCUGCCACGUGCCGCCGCCGCAGCGUGCGAUGGAGGCCUACCUGCGCAUGGUGCACUACUUCAAUGUCACUGAGGCGGAGGCGCUUGCGCUGCUGGAGCCGCCACCGGCACCGGCGACGGCGUCAAAGGGGCCCGCCGCCAGCGGCUGCAGUAGCGCCGGCUACCCCGCCUCGGUAGUGCGGCAUGUCAACUUUAUGCAGGUGACGCAGACGUGCUGCAUGUGCCUUGACGCCCGCCACGCAUCGCACACGUGCCCGCGGCUAGACGAGUGGCUCAAGAGGGUGCAGCGCUUGGCUCUGUCCGGCAGCAGCGGCAGCAAUGGGGCUGCCGGCGCGCCUUCGUCGGCCGCUGCCACGACCUUAGUGGACAUCCAGGGCGACGCGCGCCUGCGGCGGCGGCUGAAGGCGCAGGUGGACGGCUGGACCACGGCGGGGCCGGAACGGUUGCACGCCUUUUACCGGUAUUUGAUCGUCCACAUUGAUCUGCUACGGCCGAUGGCACUAAUGUCUACCGGCACAGCAAAGCCAUCGGCUCUCCGACGCGCCGACUUCGACGACCCGCUCGUGUACGCAGUGAACAAGACGAUAGUCAAGCUGUCCGCGGUUGAGCGGCGCAGUGAGACGUAUCGCCUCUACUCACACGCGCCAGUGGAAUGCGUGUCCGUUGCGACGACGGCGGCAGUGCUGCGCAUGAACGGCUUCUCGGAGGAAAGCGCGCAAACCUUGCUGACCCACGCCUCUUCUACCGAGGAGGGCCCCGCGACUAGAAGUGACAGCGACACCUUUGCUGGCUCUCGCUGCUCCUCUGUGCUGCUGCACGCCUCGCUCGCCGCUCGCACGGCUGCCGUGCCGGUGCGUCAGUGCUGCCUUCUUUGCUUUUCGCCUGAUCACGCCUUCGUGGAGUGUCUUGAGCUGUCGGCGGCGUCGACCGAGGUGGAACGGCUGCUGAUUGUGCUACGCAACGUCGCUGAGAUUGCCUGCGUGCCCGAUGGCAUCGGUGCGGCUGCGGCGUACGUCUACAGCGAGUACAACCGCGGGCGACUCUCGGCAGAGAUGAUGCGGUCGCACCCGGAGCUGGUGCGGGAGCUGCUGAUGUUGACGCGCCGCUGCUUCGCCACGCGCCAGUUAAGCCACGGCGUGCGAGUGCUGCGGCGCAUUCCAGUUGAGAUGGUGCCGCCUGACACCGCCUAUGUCGAUCUCUGGCGCGCGGCUGGCCUACCGGCGGAUGAGGUGGAGCAGAAGCGCGUGCAGCUGCUCGCCCUGCUGGACGCGGAGGCCGUGCAGCCGUCCCUCGACCCGCUACCACCGCGGCGAACCUACACGAACGCCUUCUUGUCGCAGCUGAGCCGCACCCUUCAUGAUGAUCUGUGUCGGCACUGCUACGAGCACGGCCACACCAUCGCCACCUGCCCGCUUUUUCACGCAGAGGUGAGCUUUGGCCGAGACUACGUGGCCGCGUACCGCAUGAGCAUGAUGUCAGAGCAGCUGGACCGCGCCUGGCAGGAGGCGUACUUGCUGAAGCUGGUGGAUUUCUUUGCCACACACUUUCUGUUUAUGCCGUUCCACAUCGCUGGCGUGGCGAACGCGCUGAACGCGAUCACCUCGAUGUGGAGCUUCCGCGGUGAGCCAGGCAUCGCGCUGCGGCAUCUUCUACGCAUCCCGCCCGCCUACCGUCGCCGGCAAGCCUUCAAGCACGUGCUCCACUCCCUGCGUGUGCCGCCGGCGGAGAUCACAAAGCUACUGAGCGAUUUCUACUUUGCACCAGAUGGAAACGCCACGGCGGCGCAGCAGCAGCAGCAGAAGGGCAGCAUUUCACCCAGCACGAGUGGAUACCACGCGCAGCAGCAACAGGAAGUGGUGAUGGCGCAGCAUCUGCUGCUGCCAAAGCCCGCCAUUCGCGAUGUGGCGCGCAAGCAAAUCUUCGAUCAGGUUCCCGCGGCAGUGGCGGCGCUGGAGGAGAGUGAGGAGCGCAUGGCGGAAAUCCGCGCCCAUCACGAGCGGCAAGGUGGAAGCGGUAGCGGCAUCACCGCGGAGGUACAAGAGCGUCUUAGCCAGCAGCAACGCGAGCAGCCAGGCCGGCGCUCGACAGAAAUGAGCCACGCCAGCUCGCCGCACGCCGCAGCAUCUUUUCACUCCCCAGUGCUGCGGCGCAUCAUGCAAAGUGGCGACAUUACUCAGCUACGUGAGGACUUCGAUCCGAUUCUAACCGAGCUGGAGGACGCCGUUGGCAUGAAGCUUGGGAGCCGCCACACGCUCUUUACAAGCACUGCUGAAAUCUUCUCCACUGCUGCUGCUACUGCCGCGUCAGCGCCGCCGUCGCCGCCGUCAUCGUUUUCGAGCUCGACUCCCUCCAGCUCGAGCAGCGGCAAAGGGAGUGGUACAAGGAUGACUGCUUCAGGAGCAGCGCCAUCAUCGCCGACCUUCCCACAGACGCCGGAGGCGGAGGUGGUGGAGGUGCAGACACACUACGCACCGACGCGUUUCCCCAGCUCCCGUCAGUCAACCACCACCAGGGUCUCCACGACCUCGUCCGCCGACGCCACUGCUGGUGUGGCACCGUUCUCAGAGAGGACCGAGCAGCAAGUGAGGGAGGGCGAUAUUUCCAAACCCGUGGGUGCGUCUCGAGGGAGCAGCAGCAGCGAUAGUGGUGGGGAUGGCAGGAGCGACUGUCGUGACGCUCGCGGCUCGCGGAGUAACCGCGACCGAAACCCGCGCCAUCGCAGCACCAGCCAAUGGUCAUCGCACGCCUACAACCGUGACCGCGACGGCCGCUCGCGUAAGCACGACAAGAACCGCCAUCACAACCGCUCUUCAUAG